Acomys russatus (golden spiny mouse) is the source of this 575-nucleotide messenger RNA. RefSeq names its product bolA family member 1 (gene Bola1). Lineage: Eukaryota; Metazoa; Chordata; Mammalia; Rodentia; Muridae. The transcript is spliced from 2 exons. Gene Ontology annotation, cellular component: mitochondrion. The record is from RefSeq and is a predicted model, not a curated record. Bases 103 to 525 code for a protein of 140 amino acids.
ACCUGCCAGACGCAACCAGAAACGCAUUUCCUAGACGCAGCGACUGCGUGGACCCUGUACGCCUGGAAGAGUCUGUAGCGAGAUCGAGCCAGCACAAAGCGGAUGCUGAGCGCGCAGCAGUUGGCCCGGCGCGCGCUCUCCAUGGCGGCCGCGCGCGGCGCGUGUUUGGCGCGGGACGGCGCGGGACCGGCGGCCGGUGGGCCGGUGGAAGCCGCGAUCCGCGCCAAGCUGGAGCAAGCCCUGAGCCCCGAGGUCCUGGAGCUGCGCAACGAGAGCGGCGGCCACGCCGUCCCGGCGGGCAGCGAGACGCAUUUCAGGGUGGCGGUGGUGAGCUCUCGUUUCGAGGGGAUGAGCCCCUUGCAGCGGCACCGCCUGGUCCACGAGGCACUGGCGGAAGAACUGGCUGGGCAGGUACACGCGCUGGCCAUCCAGGCGAAAACUCCCGCCCAGUGGAGAGAGAACCCGCAGUUGGACAUUAGCCCCCCGUGCCUAGGUGGGAGCAAGAAAACUCGAGGGAGCUCUUAGUACCCGGACUGGGAGGGCGACGGACGAUCCAAACGGGUCGGACCGAGAAU